Messenger RNA from Amoebophrya sp. A120, 1855 nucleotides. The record is from the annotation of a GenBank genome assembly. Lineage: Eukaryota; Dinophyceae; Syndiniales; Amoebophryaceae.
UGUUAUCAUAAAAUCGACGUUGUUGAUGUGAUUCUAACGCAAAAACCUCCCAUGACUUGGUCACAAUUAUAAAGUUGAAAAAAGAAAAAUUCAGCGAAAAUGGUUGAUGAGCAGCAGAAGCGGAGCGCGAACUUUUUUUCUCCCUACGACGCCUCUGAUGUGAACUUGGUGGAGACUGCGCAGCAGCUGCGCAACCGCGACUUGAAAAAUGAGCAGGACCAUGCGCAAAUGAGCGGAACUGCACCACAACCACAAUUUUCAACUGCAACACAGCAGGUGCAUUACGUACUGCAGUGCAAUGCUCAUUACCACGUGACCCUCCCGAACACUGCAUCCGCUGGGCCCAGUUACGCCGGCAACUACCAGUCGGCGGGCUCAUUUACGCAGUUGGGGCAAUCUGAGCACGCUUUUGUCGGGCAUCCAGACACCGUAUACGGAUCGGACUACACCUGGUAUCAGGAAGUUCCGCUGGAAACCGCCUGGGAUGGUUUGCAAAGUGCUGGCAUGUCUGCUUCCGCUGGCGGGACGGAAGUUCAUCCGGUAGAAAAGACCAACGGAGCCGACGAAGAUGGUGGCGGGGAUGAGUGCGUCACGCUGUUGAAGGAGAAGCACGGAGACGGAUCCGGAAAACAAGCUGCGCAAGGAGAAUCGGUCACCGAAGAUGAAGGUGAACCGCAGGACGCCAUCCAAGAAUCGCUGCUCCAGUUAUUUGGCAGCGCACCUGCAACCGGUUCUGCGACUUCGUCUAGUGUGCUGCCCUCGGUGGAGCAAGAAUCAGCGGUCGUGCCAGAAGAAGAUGAAAUCGAGAAGCUGCGAGAGUGCGUGAAAGCCGCAGAACGUUCACUAGCUGAGGUGCGAGCGGAGAAAAGGAAGCUGAGGCGAGAAAACAAGGAUUUGCGGGAAGAGGUCGAGGCGGAAAAACAAGCUAGGCAGGAAAGUCGGAGAAAGGUUGAGAAGCUGCAAAAGGAGAACGACCGCCUCCAGGAGAAGGUCGUUGUUUUAAAGGAAAAAGUAGUUCUGUCCGAACUUGAGGAGGACGCAGAGACGCGAAGGAUGCUUGACGCACAUGACAAGGAGGCGCGCGCACUAGAAGCGGAGUUGCAGGAAGUGAGGCAGCAGAAGGAGCGUGUACAGUUUCAAAGCGACCUGUGUGCGAUGCAAGAACGGGCCGAAGCGGCUGAAAGAAAGCUGGCUGAAGCGUCGGCGUUCAGUUUCGAUAAAGGUUUCAAGAAAGGUAAGGGCUGCGGCAAGUUUCCGCCACCUGGUGCUUUUGCUAAAUACGAAAAGGGAUGGAAGUUUCAUGCCUACGCCGGUGGACCAAAGGAACAGGGAAAGUGGAACGGAAAGGAUUUUGCAAAAGGCAAGGCGCAUGCCUAUCCUCCUGCUGCGUGCCCACCACCUCCGCCCGCCGUUCAGCAGUACACUGGCCAGAACAGGAUGAUCUGCUUCGAGCGCGUUCCCCCCAACAUAGCAGAAGAAGAGCUGAAAAAAGUAUUUAGUGAGGUUGGACCCAUCACGACGCUGGCCAUCGCCGACGACGGGUCUCGGCUGAUUGCGUGGAUAGUUUUCGACGACAAGAAGGACGCAGCUGAGGCAGAGCACCGAUUUAACGGAGGGUCGAUAAAUGAUAUCACAAUUAAGAUGACGAUUCUGUAGUGCAAGACUGAUAAUCCUGGAAUUCACUUCUGGAAACUUCAAGUGAGCAUGAAGUAGUCGUAUGUGAUUAUAUCCGACGACUUGAAUACCAGCAGCAUCAAACGUAGUGGGACAAACCAUUGAGGUAUUCAUAUGUGGUAGCCGUACUGAAAUUUUCCCCAUUUGUUGAACUUCACCGACCAUGUUGCGACGCACGCGC